This is a messenger RNA of Castor canadensis (American beaver), 2086 nucleotides long. RefSeq names its product DNA polymerase alpha 2, accessory subunit (gene Pola2). Gene Ontology annotation, molecular function: DNA binding. Gene Ontology annotation, biological process: DNA replication; DNA replication initiation. Lineage: Eukaryota; Metazoa; Chordata; Mammalia; Rodentia; Castoridae. Gene Ontology annotation, cellular component: alpha DNA polymerase:primase complex. The record is from RefSeq and is a predicted model, not a curated record.
UUCUCGGCUGCUGGGUCGUGGUCCCUUCACUGAAAAGUGGGACUGCAGCUCUUUGGAAGCAAGAAGUUUUCCCUUGCAGAGCGACCUUUCGAUAUUUCUGCGCGUUGGGGCUACCCCGCAUUUUUAAAAAGAAGUAUUUCUCUGCGACUGACGGCUGACGUCUUAGGCCAUUUGGUCACAGCCCGGCUCGUCCACCUCCGCGCCCGCGGGUUUCUUGGGCUCAGGUCGGGGCCGAGUGGACCAGGAUCCCGGCCCCUCCUGGGUCACCAUGCCCGUGUCCACCAAGCACCUGGCGGAGGAACUGCAGAUAUUCGGCCUGGACUGCGAGGACGCUCUGAUUGAGAAAUUGGCAGAGUUUUGUGUUCUGUAUGGACAGAAUGAGGAGGGAAUGGUAAGUGAGCUGAUAGCCUUCUGCACCAGCUCAGGGAAAGCGUGCCUCACUGUUGAGAUCCUGAAUUCUUUUGAGCAUGAGAUUCUGAGCAAAAAAUUGUCCAAAGCUUGGCACAGCGCCUCCAAGGAGAGUGGGCAUGCAGGAGCCAGAGACAUUGUUUCUAUACAAGAGCUAAUUGAAGCAGAGGAAGAAGAGGAGAUCCUUUUGAACUCUUAUACCACACCCUCUAAGGGUUCUCAAAAGCGAGCUGUCACCACCCCAGACACCCCCCUAACGAAAAGGAGUGCGUCUACUCGUAGCCCGCAUCAGCUCCUCUCACCACCAAGUUUCUCUCCAAGUGCUACUCCUUCCCAGAAAUAUAGCUCAAGAAGUAACCGAGGAGAAGUGGUUACCACCUUUGGUUCAGCCCAGGGGGUGUCUUGGUCUGGAAGAGGAGGCGCUGGAAACAUCAGCCUGAAGGUCAUUGGGUAUCCAGAACCACUAACUGGGAGCUACAAGUCCAUGUUUCAGAAACUCCAAGACGUUCGAGAAGUUCUGACAUGUAAGAUGGAAGAGCUUGGCAGUGAACUCAAGGAACAUUACAAGAUUGAGGCUUUUACUCCUCUUGUUGUCCCAGCUCAAGAGCCUGUCACCCUUCUGGGCCAGAUUGGCUGUGACAGCAAUGGGAAGCUGAACAGCAAGUCAGUAAUUCUUGAGGGAGACCGGGAACAUUCCUCAGGUGUUCAAGUUCCAGUGGAUUUAUCUGAGCUCAAAGAAUAUUCUCUGUUUCCUGGACAGGUUGUAAUUAUGGAAGGAAUCAAUACCACUGGUAGAAAACUUGUUGCCACCAAACUCUAUGAGGGUGUGCCACUUCCAUUUUACCAGCCCACCGAAGAAAAUGGAGAUUUUGAGCAAACUAUGGUCCUACUUGCCUGUGGGCCAUAUACCACAUCGGACAGCAUAACAUAUGACCCCCUGCUCGACCUGAUCACCAUCAUCAACCAUGACCGGCCGGAUGUCUGCAUCUUGUUUGGUCCUUUCCUGGAUGCCAAGCAUGAACAGGUGGAGAACUGUCUACUGACAAGUCCAUUUGAAGAUGUUUUCAAGCAAUGUCUGCGAACAAUUAUUGAAGGGACAAGAAGCUCUGGCUCCCACCUUGUCUUUGUCCCAUCCCUGAGGGAUGUGCACCAUGAGCCCGUGUACCCGCAGCCGCCUUUCAUCUACUCUGAUCUAUCUCGAGAGGACAGAAAGCGAGUACAGUUCGUGUCAGAGCCCUGCAGCCUCUCUAUAAACGGAGUGAUCUUUGGCUUGACAUCCACAGACCUGCUGUUCCAUAUGGGGGCCGAGGAGAUCAGUAGUUCUUCCGGAACUUCAGAUAGAUUCAGCCGAAUACUCAAGCACAUCUUGACACAAAGGAGCUACUACCCACUCUACCCACCCCAUGAGGAUAUGGCCAUUGACUAUGAGAACUUCUAUGCCUAUGCACAGUUGCUGGUCACCCCAGAUGUCUUCGUAAUCCCAUCAGAGCUGAGGUACUUUGUGAAGGACAUCUUUGGCUGUGUCUGUGUGAAUCCUGGGCGCCUCACUAAAGGGCAGGUGGGUGGCACUUUUGGACGCCUCUACCUCAGGAGGCAGCCAGCCAUGGACGGAGAGGGGAGGCAGAGUCUGAGUGUGGCUGCGCAGGUGGUCAGGAUCUGAGUCUUCCGGCUUUUCAGU